Volvox carteri f. nagariensis is the source of this 3537-nucleotide messenger RNA. RefSeq lists its product as uncharacterized. NCBI's taxonomy places the organism in Eukaryota, Viridiplantae, Chlorophyta, Chlorophyceae, Chlamydomonadales, Volvocaceae. The transcript has 7 exons. The record is from RefSeq and is a predicted model, not a curated record. Bases 1 to 3537 code for a protein of 1178 amino acids.
AUGAAUCUUACGCAGGAUGGAUGUUGGCAGACCAAAGAAAAAGCGGAGCGAGCUCGAGUUGCUCCUCGGCAACGGGGAUGCAGCAGCCCUGCAUUGGCAGACGCAACUGCAGAGAGCGAUGAGCAGCUUGCUCGUCGGCUGCACGAGGAGCUUAACGGCACGCGAAUGACGCGGCGUGGCAGCAAAGCGGUGACCGAGGACGGCGGCGUGGCCCUGUCGCCAGCGGCACGUAGCACGGCUUCUCCGCAUGGGAAGCCAAAGGCCGUGGAGACGCCUAGGGCGCACAGCGGCGGUCCGGGCCGCGUCUCUCUGCCGUCCCUACCUUCCAUCUCCGAGUCUGCGCCGGCUGCAGGCGAUGCAGUGGCCAGCACUGCUGCGGAGGCGAGCACAGCGGAGCCAGGCAGUGGAACGACGGGGGCUGCUGCCGGGACUGGGGUCGGCGGCUCAGGCUCAGGACCGGGACCGGGACCGGGGUCAGCCCCGGGCUCUGGCACGGAGGGUGGCGGGGAGGCGGUGAAGCGGAAGCGGAACAGCGUGCCUGCACGGGAGCUGCAUCUGCUGUUGCAGCAGGCUUCGUCCGCCGGUGGCAGGGCUGCUGAUGGUGCGUUCAGUCCUACCCGCAGCGCCCGGGGUGGGUCUAUGGCGAACACCCGGGUGGACCCAUCGGCGGCAAGCAUUGACUCGCAACACGCUCAACAGCAAAACAACUCGCCACAUCAGCAAGGCGGCGGCCAGCCGCUGCCCCGUCGCGAUGCGGACCGCAGCAACGGCAACGGCCAGCAAAGCCACCAGCCAGCUGGCAGCUCUGUGUCGGCGGCCAUUGCGCCGCCGCCGUCGCCGGGCGCGCGGCCGCCGGCCCCCCCGUCGCUAUUGCCACCGCCGUCGCUGCUUCCGCCCAAGCUGAAACAGCGCUACCUGGCGGGGUUGAGCAGCAUGAACCAGCCACCACCCUCUUCGGUUUCUGCGUCAGGGAGCAACGAUGGGAGGAGGACGGAGGGCCAUGCGGCGCGCGGCAGCGUGGGCACACCCACUACCGCCACGGCCGUGACCCCCAACUGUGUGCUGGGCGGCGCGGGCAACACCCUGCUUAGCGGUCCGACACGGGAAGGAAGCAGUGUGGUAUCACAGUCACCGUCCCAAUCGCAGUCCCUGUCGCCGUCGCGGGGGCGCGACCGCUCUGGCUCUGGCGCGACUCACAUCCCCCCCCCGGACGCGGCCACCGCUGCCGAAGCAGGCGCGGCAGCUGCCUCGGCGGCGUCCUUGGCUGCUGCAGGCCCACGGGCCCUCGUGACCACGGGCGCCAGUAUUGGGGGCUGCAGCUCCACAGACGAGACGGAGAACGACAACGAGAACAGCUAUGUUGCGGCUGCAGCUGGCACAGCUGACGGCGAUCCGUCGGCCACGUCACCCAAGCCGUUUUCACCAGCACUGGCGCUGCAGCUACCUCCGCCGCUACCGGCCACGGGCGCGGCAUUGCAGAAACAGCAUAAGGCUGCUCAGGCGGCCGGGCCGCCGCCCGCUAUGGGAUCCGACCUCGCUGAUGAGGACCUGCACUCACAGCCCCAGGGCAGGGCCGGCCAGCGACAAGCGGCGGUUGGCGCUGCAGCUGCACAGCCUUCCGGCCAGGGAAAACAGGCGCCUGCAGCUGCGCAGGGACAUUCGCUGUCUGGCCCACUGAAGGUGCCUAAGCUGCCGAUGAUCCGUGCGGGCCGGGGCUGGUACCGGGGUCGGCUGAUGCGGGAGUCGGUGGAUGGGCAGCGAGUACUGGGAGACGGCGCCUGGGAGCCCAAGCCCACCGCCUUUAAGCGGGGCAAGCUGGGCUCAUCCUCCAACGGCCUGCCGCUGCCAUUACCGCCGUGGGCGGUGGGGGAUUCCGGAGCCGGCGCCGAAGCGGAGGCCCAGCAGCCAUCAGCUGCGGCUGCGGGUGGCGCGGACGGGGGCGGUGCUGGGGCCGCCAGCGCGGAAGGGCACCGGUCCAAGCGCGAUCGGGGCGACUGGUCGAGCUCUGAUGACACCAGUGUAGGUGUAUAUGAGCAGGAGGUUCCUGCGGUUCCUGAGGUUCCUGACCAGGAUUAUAGGGUUUCGGGUCGCCCUAGGACGGACCAUCACCCCCACCCCCACCCCCACGGGGUAGGAGGGCUUUGGGACGACGACAUGGAUCCGUCCGAGGAGCAGCACCAACAACACCAACAACAGCAGCAGCACCACCAACAAGUGGUAGCGGCGACGGAGGAUCCAAGCACACGUUCCGGGCAGCGACCUCACAGACGCAGCUUCCCAGCAGUUACCACGGGAAUCUCGGGAAGCGCACCGGCAGUGCCUUCGGCGGAGCCGGCUGCGGCGGGAGCUUCAGGGGACGGCAAGAGUGGCGAAAUCGAGAUGGGUGGCGCCGGGCCUGUGAGUGGGGUCGCGGCAGGGCAGCCUGCCAACGUGGAUGUCGCGGGCGAGCAGGCGGAACCGCGUACGGCAGCGGCGGCACCAUGGGAUUGCGCGGCUGCUACGCUAUUCGGCCCAAGCCAAAGGGCGCCGCUACAGGGCGCGGCGGCGCUGCCGGCAGCUGACGCGGCCAGGGCCAGUCCGGAGGGCGCUAGCGCCAGCGCUUCCGUAGACAGCGGUGCCGUCGACGCCGCCGCCGCCGCCGCCACUGCUGCUGCUGCUGCUGCGAAAGCAGUGCAUGGGAAAAGCGACGGUAGCGGCAGCAGCGGCGCUGCGCUGGCGGCGGCCGCGGCGGAAGAGGGCAGCGAUGCUGGGGGAAUAACUUGGGAGCCGGGUGUCGCACACCCACGAAAACACAUCCCCAGACGGGCGCGGCGACGGCAGGAGAGAGUACGGACACCGUUCGAGGGUGUGCAGUUCCCACUGUCGUAUCAUCAUCAUCAUCAUUCGCAGUCGAACCCGUACGCGUUUUAUCCAGUGUUGAGUGAGGAAUCUGGGGGUGACGGGGACGCCUCCGAUGCCGAACAUGGAGGCGGUGGCCGGCGCGGCAGCGGCGACGGCACGGCUGUGCCGCACCACGGCAGCCGCCGGCGCGCCGCCGCCAGGGCAGCAGCCGUGGCCGCAGCUGCGGCCCGUGCGGAAGCCGAGGCGGAGGAGGAGGAGCAGGAGGAGAUCCUGCUGGGCCGGCGGCCGCCGCGGCGGGACCGCUUUCAUCCCCAUUCGCAGUACAACGGCAACGGCGGCGCCGCUGCCCGCCGCAACUACCACAGCCAUCAUCAUCACCACCGAUCUCGGAGCGGCGCCCGGACGGACUACUACCUGUACGGCGAUAGCAGCGGCAACCUGGACGACCCGUACAGCUGCGACUUGGGGGCAAAUGCACUCUGGCCGUCAGCGCGGCCACGCGCGGGCAGCCGAGGUACCUCCCAGCCGGCGCCUGAGUACGGCUCCGGCGGCAGCUUGGGAGCCUGGGAGUCGGUUCAAUGGCAGACACCGGGGGAUAACAGGGCGGAUGUGGCGCAGGCACCGCCGGCGCCACAGCGGAACCGACGGAAGGGUAAGUCUGAGGGGAUUAGCGGGGGCAUAGAACACGGGGAAUAG